Messenger RNA from Paramormyrops kingsleyae, 2951 nucleotides. RefSeq names its product regulator of chromosome condensation (RCC1) and BTB (POZ) domain containing protein 1 (gene rcbtb1). NCBI's taxonomy places the organism in Eukaryota, Metazoa, Chordata, Actinopteri, Osteoglossiformes, Mormyridae. Gene Ontology annotation, molecular function: protein binding. The record is from RefSeq and is a predicted model, not a curated record.
CUUUUCUGAGUUUGAUUGCUCAGGUCUGGCCGCCCCCGCAUCACGUGACCCACUACCUUCCUUGCGCAGCUCGCGGAGAAACUGUAACGCGCUGAAUGCGAUAGUUUGGGAAAGUGCGCCGGAGAGGAAUAUCUUACCCUUUGAAAAUGGAGCGCCGCUGUAGUGACGGCAGCAUAAAGAGUGACGAGAGUGCGCCCACCGUCCUUGCUUCAAGCCUCGCCACCGCCUUGCCCUGCGUGGUUUCUGUGAGGUCGCCCGGCAUGGCAGAUGUCAGCAAGUGGCCCCUGUUCACCUUGCUGGGACCCCAGGAGAUUGCAUCAAUCAGCCUAGCUUGUGUCUUUGGUGCCUCUGGCAAUGAGGCAAUCUACUGCACCCAUGAAGAUGAGGUAUAUGCGUUUGGUCUGAACUGCAGCAACUGCCUGGGGACAGGAGACAGCCAGAGUAGCAUUUUCCCCAAGAAGGUGGAGUGUCUGAGUGGGAAGAAGGUGGUCAGUUUGAGCUAUGGCAGUGGACCUCAUGUCCUGCUGGCAACUGCAGGUGGCGAGCUGUUUGCCUGGGGCCACAAUGGCUACAGCCAGCUGGGCAAUGGGACUACCAACCAGGGAUUGUCACCCAUCCUGGUGACCAGCAAUCUCGCAAGCAAGGAGGUGACUGAAGUGGCCUGUGGGUCUCACCAUUCCAUGGCUCUCACAUCUGACGGGGAGGUGUUUGCGUGGGGCUACAACAAUUGUGGCCAGGUGGGCUCUGGAUCGACGGCCAACCAGCCCACGCCGCGGAGGGUGUCCAGCUGCCUGCAGAACAGGGUGGCGACCGGCAUCUCCUGUGGCCAGACGUCCUCCAUGGCAGUGCUGGACAAUGGGGAGGUGUAUGGCUGGGGUUAUAAUGGAAGUGGGCAGCUGGGACUGGGCAACAAUGGGAACCAGCUGACUCCGUGCCGCUUGGUGGGUCUGCAGGGGCUCUGUGUGCUGCAGAUUGCCUGCGGCUACUCCCACACGCUGGCACUGACGGACCAGGGCUGUCUGUACGCCUGGGGCGCCAACACGUAUGGCCAACUGGGCACGGGUAGCAAGAGCAACCAUCUGAGUCCAGUGCAGGUGAUCGUAGAGAAGAGCCGGAUCGUGGAGAUCGCCGCCUGCCACUCGACGCACAUGUCUGCAGCGAAGACCCAGGGUGGCCAGGUGUACAUGUGGGGGCAGUGCCGCGGCCAGGCGGUGGUGGUGCCGCAGCUGACAUACCUCAACAGUACAGAUGACGUGUUUGCCUGCUUCGCUAUGCCUGCUGUCAUGUGGCGCAUGGUGGCUGUGGAGCACGACGAUUAUCUGACGGUGGCCCAGUGCUUGAAGAAGGAGUUUGACAGCCCGGAGACGUCGGACUUGAAGUUUAGCGUGGACGGAAAACACAUCUAUGUACAUAAGGCGGUGUUGAAGAUGAGGUGUCAACACUUCCGCUCCAUGUUCCAGUCACAUUGGGAUGAGGACCUCAAGGAGGUCAUAGAGGUGGACCAAUUCUCCUACCCUGUUUACAGAGCUUUCCUCCAGUUCCUCUACACCGAUAGUGUCGACCUGCCUCCUGAAGAUGCCAUUGGGUUGUUGGACUUGGCCACCUCAUACUGUGAGAACAGACUGAAGCGUCUCUGCCAGCACAUCAUCAAAAGGGGGAUCACGGUUGAAAAUGCCUUCAGCUUGCUCUCUGCCGCCGUGCGUUAUGAUGCUGAGGAUCUGGAGGAGUUCUGCUUCAGGUUUUGUGUGAACCACCUGACAGCUGUUACGCAGACAACGGCCUUCUGGCAGAUGGAUGGGAAUCUCCUCAAGGAUUUCAUCUGUAGAGCCGGCCGCUGCGGGGCCUUCAAAAACUGACUUUGGUGGAAGAGAUGUGGCAGAGACUUUGGUGGUAGCCCAACUGACUUCGGUGGAAGAGAUGUGGCAGAGACUUUGGUGGUAGCCCAACUGACUUCUGUGGAAGAGAUGUGGCAGAGACUUUGGUGGUAGCCCAACUGACUGUAGAUGCUUGCAUCUGAGCCAUGAUGACGACUGCACUUAUUCAGUGGCCUGUGAAAUGACAUACCGCAUCCCACAAACUCACUAUUUCUCUUCCUCUCCACCUGGUAACUUGUUUUUUUCUUCCAUACCAUCAGAGCACUGAGCAGAACUUGCUUUGGGAACAAAUGCAUGCCAGAAUAGACUAGCCCUUUGUGGCAGUCUUUGACAUUCCUUGACUUCUGCUGUUGGAAUAUGGAAAGUGAAUGCACUGUCACUAAACUGCACUUCCGCUAGUGUGCACAUUUUACAGAUUCGACUUUGAUACUUAUUUCUUCCACAGCUGCUUAAAGCUGUCUGUUUGGCUUCGGCAGAUUCUGCUAAUGUUGGCAUAUUUCUGAUAUGGCCACAUUCUUAACAUGGCAGUUUCUUAACCUUAGGCUGAUGUAAAAGGCUACAUUUUUGUGACUGAGCCCUUGUACUUUUGAACACAUGACAAUUUAUUGCACUGUUGCCAUGUCCUCUUGUAUACAUUCACGAACCACUGCGAUCAAUAUUUGCACAAAUUUUACUUUUGUGACAUUUCCAGUUUUAUGGUCUCAUUGGAUGAGCAUAAUUUACUGGACAUUUCUGGCACUGCCUAUGGCUGACAAUGCCGUCUGCAGGGAUUUUGUUUCUUCCUGAAGUAUUUUCAGUUUCCCAUUCAUAUCUGUGGAGGACAAAGUGAUGCAUUAUGGGGGAGCGUGUGAUGUCAGCAUUUUCCACGGCAGGCUUCCGAUACUGACUGCCGCUCACCUUGUUCAAUCUGGGCCAGUAUGUCAGGUAACAUUCCUGAAGCUUUCAGCACUUUGAAAGACAGGAUACAAUCUGUGGAGGAACAAUGAUCAGACUGGCUUUCCGCUGAAAGCCCAGUGUUAAGCUCUUGUUCUUUUACAGUGCGUCCUGUACAAAUAAACCACCCAAAUGUACACCCUG